AUCUGUUCUUGAUCUGCGAUCGGUGCUGUGGGCACUGUUUCCGCUUCCAGUUCUUCCCAGUCUGAGGUGCGGUGAACUCGCUAUUUAUGUUCUUAAUGUCUGCCCGAACAAUGUGAUGCCAAUUUCUCAGGGGCAAUCCUGAUUUUGAAUUUUGAAUUACUUCCAGAAGAUAAGACAAUUUUGUUUCAGAUUUGUGGUUUAUCUAGAAGAAUAACAGAGAGGUGGACAGAGACAUUGGGUCUCUCUUCAUGUAUGCUUCUGUGGUAGAUCUCAUGCCAGUUGGAGAUGGUGUUGCCCAGGAUGAACUGUAAGACAAGACAAGCUUGGGAAGCCUCUCCUCAUAUUUGGCUGUGAAGGUUGAUUUGCCAGGUUCCACAUUGGAGACUAACUAUUAUUACAGAUUGAAACUGAGCUCUUAAUUUAGAGUUCAGGUUCAACAUGGGACGUCUAAAGCUACAAUCUGGAAUAAAGGCAAUUGAAGAAGAACCAGAAGACUCUGAGACUUCACCUUCGAGUAAAGCUGCCUUAGCAUGUAUGAUCAACUCCGAGAUAGGUGCUGUGCUAGCUGUUAUGAGGAGGAAUGUGAGAUGGGGAGGUCGUUAUAUAUCAGGUGAUGACCAGCUAGAGCACUCUCUGAUACAGUCACUGAAGGCAUUGAGGAAACAAAUUUUUUCAUGGCACACCAUAAAUCCUGCUGUUUAUCUCCAACCAUUUCUGGAUGUUGUUCGAUCUGAGGAGACUGGGGCGCCAAUCACGGGCGUAGCUUUAUCUUCUGUUUACAAAAUUUUAACAUUGGAUGUGCUUGAUUUAAAUACUGUCAACAUUGAGGAUGCUAUGCACUUGGUAGUUGAUGCUGUGACCAGCUGUAGAUUUGAGGUGACAGAUCCUGGAUCAGAAGAAGUAGUCCUAAUGAAGAUACUUCAGAUCCUUCUGGCUUGCAUGAAAAGUAAAGCAUCAAUUAUGCUGAGUAAUCAGCAUGUUUGCACCGUAGUGAAUACUUGUUUCCGAAUAGUUCAUCAAGCAGGAACAAAAGGCGAGUUGUUACAGCGGGUUGCUCGCCACACAAUGCAUGAACUUGUUAGGUGUAUUUUUUCACAUUUAAAGGAUGUCAACAGCACAGAAGGUUCUCUAGUUAAAGGAACCAGCUCUAUCAAACAUGAGAUUGGUGGCAUUGACAGUGAUUACAAUUUUGGGAGUAAGCAACUGGAGAACGGCAAUGGUAGUUCUGAAUAUGAUAGCCAACCAUCCUUAGCAAGUUUGGCUUCUAGUGCUUGCAGCGGUCUUGUUACUGGAGUGAUAGAUGACAUCACUGUCCGGUCUGGCAAUGGGAAAGAUUCUGUUCCAUAUGAUCAUUUAAUGACUGAGCCAUAUGGAGUCCCUUGCAUGGUUGAGAUAUUUCAUUUUUUAUGUUCAUUGUUGAAUGUUGUUGAGCACAUGGGAAUGGGUUCCAGAUCGAACACCAUAGCUUUUGAUGAAGAUGUGCCCCUUUUUGCUUUAGGUUUAAUUAAUUCAGCUAUUGAAUUAGGCGGUCCCUCUAUUGGUCAACACCCUAGAUUAUUAGGUUUGGUACAGGAUGAAUUAUUCCGUAACCUGAUGCAAUUUGGCUUGUCAGUGAGCCCACUUAUACUUUCAAUGGUAUGUAGCAUUGUUCUCAAUCUAUAUCAUCACUUGCGCACUGAACUCAAGCUACAGCUCGAGGCUUUCUUUUCUUGUGUGAUUUUGAGGCUGGCACAAAGCAGGUAUGAGGCUUCAUACCAGCAGCAGGAGGUUGCAAUGGAGGCUCUUGUGGAUUUCUGCAGGCAGAAGACAUUUAUGGUUGAGAUGUAUGCUAACGUAGAUUGUGAUAUAACGUGCAGUAAUGUUUUUGAAGACCUAGCCAAUUUGUUGUCUAGGAGUGCAUUCCCAGUGAACUGCCCUUUAUCUUCAAUGCACAUUCUUGCUUUAGAUGGCCUUAUUGCUGUGAUUCAGGGAAUGGCUGAGAGGAUAACCAAUGGAUUAGUCACCUCAGAGCAGGCGCCUGUAAAUCUUGAUGAGUACACCCCAUUCUGGAUGGUGAAGUGUGAUAACUAUAGUGAUCCUGAUCAAUGGGUUCCAUUUGUGCGGCGGAGGAAAUACAUUAAAAGGAGGUUGAUGAUUGGAGCUGAUCACUUCAAUCGAGAUCCAAAGAAAGGGUUAGAGUUUCUACAGGGAACACAUCUCUUGCCUGAAAAACUCGAUCCUCAGAGUGUGGCUUGCUUUUUCAGGUACACUGCCGGCUUAGAUAAGAAUCUUGUUGGGGAUUUUCUGGGAAAUCAUGACGAGUUUUGUGUUCAAGUUCUACAUGAAUUUGCUGGGACUUUUGAUUUUCAAGACAUGAAUCUUGAUACUGCAUUGCGCCUAUUCUUGGAAACUUUCCGACUUCCUGGAGAAUCACAGAAGAUUCAAAGGGUACUUGAGGCAUUCUCUGAGAGAUACUAUGAGCAAUCGCCUCAAAUUCUAGCUAACAAGGAUGCUGCUCUCUUGUUGUCUUAUUCAUUAAUUAUGCUUAACACAGAUCAGCACAAUGUACAGGUGAAGAAGAAGAUGACGGAGGAAGAUUUUAUUCGGAACAACCGGCACAUUAACGGUGGUAGUGACCUUCCUCGAGAAUUUCUGUCAGAAUUGUAUCACUCCAUAUGCAAAAAUGAGAUCCGCACUACCCCAGAACAUGGUGCUGGGUUCCCUGAAAUGACACCAAGCCGGUGGAUUGAUUUAAUGCAUAAAUCCAAGAAAACUGCUUCAUUCAUUGUUUCUGAUUCCAAAGCCUACCUUGACCACGACAUGUUUGCUAUAAUGUCUGGCCCAACCAUUGCUGCCAUCUCUGUGGUAUUUGAUCAUGCAGAGCAUGAAGAUGUGUACCAAACCUGUAUAGAUGGAUUCUUAGCUGUGGCUAAGAUAUCUGCAUGCCAUCAUCUUGAAGAUGUUCUGGAUGAUCUGGUGGUGUCUCUCUGUAAGUUUACAACCCUCUUAAAUCCAUCAUCUGUUGAAGAACCAGUCCUAGCCUUUGGUGAUGACACAAAAGCUAGGAUGGCAACUGUAACAGUCUUCACUAUUGCAAAUAGGUAUGGUGAUUUCAUCCGCACAGGAUGGAGAAAUAUCUUGGAUUGCAUCCUAAAAUUGCACAAACUUGGUCUUCUUCCUGCUCGUGUGGCCAGCGAUGCAGCAGAUGACUCGGAGCUCAGUUCUGAGCCAGGACACGGGAAGUCUCUCACAAAUUCUUUAUCUGCAGCUCACAUGCAAUCUAUAGGUACUCCUAGGAGAUCUUCUGGGCUGAUGGGCCGCUUCAGUCAGCUCUUAUCUCUAGACACAGAGGAGCCAAGGUCCCAACCUACUGAACAACAACUUGCCGCUCAUCAGCGCACUCUACAGACCAUUCAGAAGUGCCAUAUUGACAGCAUAUUCACGGAGAGUAAGUUUCUGCAUGCGGAUUCUUUAUUACAGCUUGCACGAGCACUUAUUUGGGCUGCAGGGCGACCCCAAAAGGGGAAUAGUUCUCCUGAGGACGAAGACACUGCAGUUUUCUGCUUGGAGUUGCUGAUUGCAAUUACCCUUAACAACCGGGAUAGGAUUGUCCUCCUCUGGCAUGGUGUAUACGAGCACAUAUCUAACAUUGUUCAAUCAACAGUUAUGCCUUGUGCCCUGGUUGAGAAGGCUGUUUUUGGACUCCUCAGGAUUUGCCAGCGGCUGCUCCCUUAUAAAGAGAACCUGGCUGAUGAACUGUUGAGGUCUCUGCAACUGGUUCUGAAACUAGAUGCCCGUGUUGCUGAUGCAUACUGUGAACAAAUCACACAGGAAGUCAGUCGUCUUGUGAAAGCAAACGCCACACACGUCCGUUCCCCAAUGGGGUGGCGAACAAUCACAUCCUUGCUCUCCAUUACAGCACGUCACCCUGAAGCUUCUGAAGCUGGAUUUGAUGCAUUAUUGUUCAUUAUGUCUGAUGGAGACCACUUGUUGCCAGCCAAUUAUGUUCUCUGCAUAGAUGCAGCAAGGCAGUUUGCUGAGUCUCGUGGACAGGCCGACAGAUCUUUGCGAGCUCUGGAUCUCAUGGCGCGUUCUGUCACUUGUUUAGCACAGUGGGCGCAAGACUCUAAGGAUGCCUUGGGAGAAGUGGAUGCUGUGAAAAUGUCUCAAGACAUAGGAGAGAUGUGGCUGAGGCUAGCACAGGGCCUGAGAAAAGUUUGUUUGGACCAAAGAGAGGAAGUCCGGAACCAUGCUCUCUUGUCACUCCAGAUGUGUUUGACAGGAGUGGAUGGCAUCCGCCUUCCCCAUGGCUUGUGGUUACAGUGUUUUGACCUCGUCAUAUUCACCGUGCUCGAUGACUUGCUCGAGAUCGCUCAGGUCCACUCCCAAAAAGACUACCGGAACAUGGAAGGGACCCUAAUCCUUGCCUUGAAGCUUCUCUCUAAAGUGUUCCUGCAAUUGCUCCACGAGCUCUCCCAGUUAACAACCUUCUGCAAACUAUGGCUGGGCGUGCUCAGCCGGAUGGAAAAAUAUCUCAAGGUAAAAGUCCGAGGAAAGAAGAGCGAGAAGCUUCAGGACCUCGCCCCUGAGCUCCUCAAGAACACCCUGCUUGUAAUGAAGAACAUGGGAGUCCUUGUGCAGAGGAGUGCCCUUGGUGGAGAUAGCUUGUGGGAGCUCACAUGGUUGCAUGUAAAUAACAUCUCUCCAGCCCUGCAAUCUGAAGUCUUCCCGAGUCAAGAUUCAGAGCAGUCGCUGCACCCCGAAGCAGCUCGAACAGAGGAAAAUCUGGCUCCAAACCAGGUAGUCGCCUCGGAAGGUCCCCAUUCGGGAGGGUGAGCCAUUCCACAUGACCUCUCAUCUUUGAAUGCAGGCCGCCGUGAAUCUGGCAUGGCUGUAUAUCUGUGUUCCUAUCAGUAUUAGAUUAGAUAUGCUGGAAUUUGCAGUUGAAACUGAUUGAGUUGCUCUAAAUGUCAUGAGUAUUGUUUCGACUUGCAAGAUCCAAUUCAUAAAAAGUGAUGCAAGAGUAUGUGAAGUUGAGGUUGA
Molecule: messenger RNA, 5022 nt
Organism: Diospyros lotus (date-plum)
Lineage: Eukaryota; Viridiplantae; Streptophyta; Magnoliopsida; Ericales; Ebenaceae
Product: ARF guanine-nucleotide exchange factor GNOM-like
Exons: 4
Coding region: 439-4815 (1458 amino acids)
Biological process (GO): regulation of ARF protein signal transduction
Molecular function (GO): guanyl-nucleotide exchange factor activity
Source: RefSeq, a predicted model, not a curated record